Molecule: messenger RNA, 2077 nt
Organism: Musa acuminata AAA Group (dessert banana)
Lineage: Eukaryota; Viridiplantae; Streptophyta; Magnoliopsida; Zingiberales; Musaceae
Product: NAD-capped RNA hydrolase DXO1
Exons: 13
Coding region: 204-1733 (509 amino acids)
Biological process (GO): nuclear-transcribed mRNA catabolic process; NAD-cap decapping
Cellular component (GO): nucleus; cytosol
Molecular function (GO): mRNA 5'-diphosphatase activity
Source: RefSeq, a predicted model, not a curated record
AACUCGAUAUUUAGGAGCGAAAAAUACUUUCUUCUUCUAGAUCGCCGUUUCACCUUCCCGGACUCCCAAUCAAAUCCCCAAACUGUGCGUCAGUGCCGCUAUUGGCUUUUACGCCGCCCCGAUCCCCACCGCCCAUAUCCCAACCCUCACCAGACCGACGACUUACAGUGGGAAGAGGAGGAUCUUAUUUGUUCUUCUUCGUCAUGGAUUUCUCGGAACAAGACGUUGAUGUUUUCGGAGAGGAUAUUGAAGACGAGGAAGAGGAACCGGCCGCCGAACACGUGGCUGCCGCAGAGGAGGAAAACGGCAGCGGCGAUUCGUCUGCUUCGUCUUCUUCGUCGGCUUCCUCUUCCAGCAGCGCGAGUGACAGCAGCAGCCGAAGCAGUAGCGACGGCGAGGAGGAAGACGGCAACUCCACUGCUCUUGUCAGGUCUGCCGAGAUGGGAGGCGAAUACGUGGAGGAAGAGGAGGACGAGAGGGAUCUAUUUGGCCCAGACAAUGAAGCGUACAUGAAGACGCACGCCCGCAGUCCUUUUCCAGUUCCUGUAUUGCCUCCUCUUCAGAAUAACCAGAACAGAAGUAACUUCGGACGUGGUCGAUGGCAGUCUGGGUAUAAUAACAGAGGUCCACCUCUUCUUCCACGACCAGGGCCUUAUUCACAGAGGCAGAAUUAUGGUUUUGGUUCUAAGUUUUCACAUGGAAAUGGUCGUGAGAGUGAACAUUUUGUUUCUGAAAUGAAGCUUACAAAGAGUGAAGAAACUUUGUCUAGGAAGAUUAUUCAAUUUCAGGAGCCUUCUGAGAUUGGGUGUUAUAGCCGCGUUGAAGGUGGGGUUGUCUAUUUUGAUGACCGAAGCUUGAGACUCUUCAAACGCACCAUAUGUGAGGAUGUUGGAGCAGAUCUAAACAAAGGAUUUGAGUCCUUUGUUGAAAAAAGAGACUUGGGCUCUCAAGGCUUUGGUGAUCUUCUUGCUUGCAUAAGAAACAAAAACAUACCUCUUCAAAAUAUACAUUUUGUUACUUUUCGUAACAAUCUCAACAAGAUUCUUGCUACAGCAUAUAUAAGAAAUGAGCCAUGGAAAAUGGGUGUGCACAAAAGACGCGGGGUUGUGUAUCUUGACGUGCAUAAGCUUCCAGAAAGGCCACAAAGCCAACUAGAUUCUAGGAGAUGCUAUUGGGGCUAUGCGUUUGAGAACCUUGCCACCGAAAAUUCCACCGAAACAGAUAUAGAUGGUAAAGGUAUUGAUGCAAAUGUAGAGUUCUGCUCCGUGAUAAAGACUAAAUUGGGUGCACAUAGAAUAAUUAUGGGUGCUGAGAUGGACUGCUGUGAUUCUACUGAUGAUGGAAGAAGGUUCUAUGUGGAAUUGAAGACAAGCCGCGAGUUGGAUUAUCGUACAGAGGAGAGAUAUGAGAGAGAGAAGUUGCUGAAGUUUUGGAUACAGUCAUUCCUUGCUGGUGUCCCAUAUAUUGUUAUUGGAUUCAGGGAUGAUGCAGGCAUACUAGUCCGAACUGAGAGGCUAAGAACCAAGGAUAUUACUCAAAGGGUGAAGAUGAAAAACUAUUGGCAGGGGGGGGUAUGCCUUGCUUUUGCCGAUGAAGUUCUAUGUUGGCUCUAUGGAACUGUCAAAGAAAAUGAAGACUAUGUGUUGCAGUUUGUGCCACCUUUCCAUCGCUUGGAACUUCUUCGAGCGGAGUCUUGCCCCGACGUCAUCGCUGAACAUGCUGAGCAAAUCUGAGUAACGUCGAACAAAAUUUUUCGUCGUACCAUUAGCACCAACUGAAUUACGAAGUAGCAUAACAUUCGCCAUGAAGUGGAUGAAAGACCUUAGAUGUUUUGAACUACUUGAUUAAAUGUAAUCGGGUGGCUCAACUGUGGAGGUCUUAUUGACCAUCAAGUCUGAUGUCGUCUCUGAACAUGCUGAGCAAAUCUGAGUAGUACUCAUGGAACAAAUUUUCCAUCAUACCAUUUCCACCAGUUGAAUCACGAAGUAGCAUAACAUAUACCAUGAAGUGGUUGAAAGACAGAUGUUUCAAACUAGAUUGAAUAUAAUUGGGUGGUCCGGCUGUUUUAGAUGCUUAA